UUUUACUGUGGCAGUUUAAUAUUGUUUUAAAUAUCUAGCUUUUAAAAAUGAAGACUGUGGAAGAGGCAUGUUGUGUUGUCACAGUAUCCGAGACGCCCCUCGACCUCACAUCUGGAUCUCAGAAUGAAGCAAUGAGCUGUAGUGGAGUAUUUCUAAAUUACCAGUCUGGAAUUGUAGUCUGUAGUGGCAUGAUGUUUUCACGCUUUAUAACUGAUAGACAAUCCACGAAGAAAGACACGAAGAUAUUGCAUAGUGAAAGUUUCACUAAAGAGACAAAAGUGUAUGUAGAUUACAUUCACUUUUGCGCCAACCAAUCGUGUGCAAUCGAGAGACGCAACACGAGCCGUCAAGAAGCCCAAUUGUUAAUGAUGAUCAAUUGCGUGGAGUUUCAAGAUGCAUUUAACAAAAUCUUCAAGGGGGCUGAAAAUUGGGGCUUUUAUAGCGGUAGUUUAGAUAAAGAAGUCCUUGAAGACUCCAGAUUUUUAACAUGGUUUGCACUCCUAAAAGUGCCCAGUUCGUCCACAUGCACCUGUAAAGAAAUUAUUCCAUGGGUGAAGAGUGGCACUCUUAAAAAGGGAUGUCAUGUAAUCGCAUGUGGGUCUCCAUUUGGUGGUCUCUGUCCAGACCUCUUUAUGAACUCAAUUAGUAAAGGUAUAGUUAGUAAUCUGGCAGGAGAGGAGAAUGCACUGAUCCUGACCGAUGCCCGCUGCUUGCCUGGCACCGAAGGAGGCGGUGUGUUUAUUAGCAAAGGAGGCAUAUCUUACCUCAUGGGUUUGAUCGUUUCACCACUGUGCUGGAAAUCCGAUGAAUGGAUUGGACUGACACUUGUGUGCUCUGUUCACCUCAUUCUGAAAAACAUCAUACAGGCUGGUGCCAUGCAGGAGUCGCUGAUAGAAAAGUCAUCACAGUUAACAACCGGCUCUAUUCAAGCUAUUCAAGCUGCAACACGGCGGUCAGGUUCUGAAUUUUACCCUGGAGUGGCACUGAUUGAGACCGGCCUGCUGUGGGGUUCUGGUGUUCUGCUGAACCAGAAUCUGGUUCUGACCUGCAGACAUGUGGUGAAUGAAAAGUCUGUUCUUACAGUCAGAGUCAACUUUGGAGGAAGAUUUCAUGCAGUAAGUGGUAAGGUGUUGUAUUCAUCAGCAACAUCAUCUCCCUAUGAUAUCGCUCUAGUGGAGCUUCAGGAAUCCCUCACUGACUCAGUAAAACCGCAGUUUACCACAUACUUUCACCCAGGUGAGGACGUAGUUGUCGUGGGUUAUGGAGCUUUAGGGAGCCGCUGUGGCCCCUCGUUGACCUCAGGGAUCUUAUCCAGAGUCAUCACCCAUCAGUCACAGCCUGUGAUGCUGCAGACGACAUGCGCAGUGCAGUCUGGAGCCAGUGGUGGCGCUGUGGUUCGGUCUGCCACUGGGGAAUUGUUAGGUAUCGUGUCCAGCAACACAAGAGACUUCACAGCGAAAGUGACGUAUCCCCACCUGAACUUCAGCAUCCCAGUGAGCGUUCUGGAACCUCUGCUGAGACGUUUUGAUCAAACUGGAGAUGCUGCUGUUUUUAAGGUCUUGGACAGUGCGGAGGAUGAUGUCAGAAAGAUAUGGAGACUACAGAGCAUUCAAAGCAAGCUUUGAUCAGUCAGAAUUUUGCAAAUGUACAAGAUUCUUGAGAAUCACUAGUAAAAUUAACCUUUGUGUGUUGUAAAGUUGCUGAAAAUU
Messenger RNA from Rhinichthys klamathensis goyatoka, 1709 nucleotides. RefSeq names its product trypsin like peroxisomal matrix peptidase 1 (gene tysnd1). Gene Ontology annotation, biological process: protein processing; regulation of fatty acid beta-oxidation. Bases 48 to 1625 code for a protein of 525 amino acids. Gene Ontology annotation, molecular function: serine-type endopeptidase activity. Gene Ontology annotation, cellular component: peroxisome. The record is from RefSeq and is a predicted model, not a curated record. Lineage: Eukaryota; Metazoa; Chordata; Actinopteri; Cypriniformes; Leuciscidae. The transcript is spliced from 4 exons.